Molecule: messenger RNA, 1710 nt
Organism: Recurvomyces mirabilis
Lineage: Eukaryota; Fungi; Ascomycota; Dothideomycetes; Mycosphaerellales; Teratosphaeriaceae
Exons: 2
Coding region: 1-1710 (569 amino acids)
Source: RefSeq, a predicted model, not a curated record
AUGGAGACUCUACCAAAGGAUCAGUGGCUAUUGCCAGCUAUUCUUGACCAUCGAGCCCAGACUACACCAGGCGAUCCAUAUUGUAUGCUGCCAUCCGGAGACAAUCUAACCGAUGGGUUCUUCGAGCUGAGCUAUGCGGCGAUGGCUCGCGCGGUCGACAGGACGGCAUGGUGGCUCGACGAGGUCUUGGGUCAGCAAAAUGCUCACAAAUCAUCCACUGACGCACAAGCCGUACCAUAUAUUGGUCCUGAUGAUCUGCGGUACUUCUUGCUCAUGAUAGCGGCUAUCAAGACAGGGAGGGUACUCAUGAUACCAUUUCCAGCAAAUACCGUUGAGGGUCUGAGUGAACUCCUUCGCUUGACUGAUAGUACUGUGGUUCUGGCACCGAACUCACACAAGCAUAUCUGGAGCUCUCCGAUCGAGACACAUCCAGCGAAAGAAAUCGAUGUGCCCAGCCUAGAGUACUUCCUUGAGGCGGUUCCGACUGAUAAAUACGAGUUUAAUCAGACGCUCACUGAUAGCUAUGACGACGGCGCCAUUUUAUGCCAAACGAGCGGGACCACCGGGAAGCCGAAGCCAAUCAAGAUGACGAACGGCAAUAUCGCUGACUAUAUACUGGCACCAGCCGUAGAGUCACGACAGGCAGCGGAGGACACCGACAAACUCGCGGUCUUUGCAGCCUUGGAACGUAGAAUGGGUCCAGUCCUGACGCCAAUGAGCUGGGCAGCUACGCCUCUCAUCGCCUGCUGGGCGGCGUUUGCCGGAGACUAUGUGCCCAUAUUCCUCCCUUACACCACAGCACCGAGGCCACCAACACCAGAAUACAUCAUCGACAUGACCAAAUCCCUACCGCGAUCCGCGACUCGGGAAUUGUCAAUAUUCGCCGUCCCAGAUCUCUUGCGGCAGCUUGUGCGCUCGGAAACCGGGCGAGAGUGUCUUCGUCAAUACGCUGUGGUCGAGUAUGGUGGUGCCCCACUUGAUCACGAGACGGGGGAUAUCAUCCACAACAUGGGCGUGCGUGUCCAGUCUUUCAUCGGAUCCACGGACUCGGGGAUCUAUCCCACCCGCUUCGAUGAGCCCGGUGAUUGGAAAGUGGCACGCUUCGAAGACGGCUAUCAAGGCUACGAGAUGGAGCAGUUCCAUGACGAUCUUUACGAACUUGUAAUCCGCAAUCAAGGCGACGAUCCCAGAUUCUGUUUUCAGAAAGAUCCUGGUUUGAAGAUCUUCAGGACCAGAGACCUGUGGCGCGAGGUGCCCGGACGAAAGAAAUAUUGGUCGAAUGCUGGCCGAGUGGACGAUUUCGUCAAGCUGUCGAGCUUGACCAAGUUCAAUGCCAUUGCCAUUGAGCAGAUGAUUGAGGCUGAUGGUAAUAUCGCAAAAUGUGUCGUCGCAGGCGACUCGCGAAGCCGGCCAUUUGUGCUCGUGGAACCUGCUGCUCGUGGCGAUAGUGAGGGAGAGACUCUGAAGAUGGUAUUGCCAGCGCUUGAAGAGGCGAACAAGCACUUGUUGUCCGAGGCACAUCUGCUGAAGGACUUGAUGCUGUUGACCGACCCAGAUAUUCCAAUCAUCAGGACUGGGAAAGGCACUGUCAGUCGGCGUGCUACACUGGAUGUAUACGAGAAGCGGAUUGAAGAGCUAUACAUUAGAGCAGGAUUUGAGGCUGUACCCUUCAAAGCCACAGGUGAAGCUAUGACGAAUGGACAUCACUGA